Phyllostomus discolor (pale spear-nosed bat) is the source of this 5170-nucleotide messenger RNA. It is a transcript of the gene GLP2R, whose product is annotated as glucagon like peptide 2 receptor. Gene Ontology annotation, molecular function: peptide hormone binding; glucagon receptor activity. Gene Ontology annotation, biological process: cell surface receptor signaling pathway; adenylate cyclase-modulating G protein-coupled receptor signaling pathway. The coding region runs from base 1 to 1728 and encodes 575 amino acids. Gene Ontology annotation, cellular component: plasma membrane. The transcript has 15 exons. The record is from RefSeq and is a predicted model, not a curated record. NCBI's taxonomy places the organism in Eukaryota, Metazoa, Chordata, Mammalia, Chiroptera, Phyllostomidae.
AUGAGGGAGACGUACGUUGCUUCUUGGACAGAGGACAUUCGUGAAGCCAUGAGGGCAGCCUCUGCUGAGGAUGUCCCAGAAAACACAGCUGACUCAGGGGAGUGCAGCAAGGAAGACGAGGCCGGUGCAGAGCAGGGCAGGGCCUGGGGUCCUUGCAGCCCAGGGGCCGGUCCUCUCCCCUCCCCCGGGAUGUGCUCUCUGCAGCCCCCUGCUCGGCCCUUUCUCGCUCUGCUGCUUCUGGUUUCCAUCAAACAAAUUUCAGGAUCUCUCCUUCAGGAGACAACUCGAAAGUGGGCUCAGUACAAAGAGAAGUGCCUGAGAGACUUACUCAAAAAACCUUCUGGCAUAUUUUGUAAUGGAACCUUUGAUCGGUAUGUAUGCUGGCCUCAUUCUUCUCCGGGAAAUGUCUCCGUUCCCUGCCCGUCAUACUUACCUUGGUGGCGUGAAGAGGACUCAGGAAGGGCCUACCGACGCUGCUUGGCUCAGGGCACUUGGCAGACGAAGGAGAACUCCACAGGUAUUUGGCAGGAUGACUCCGAAUGCGCUGAGAACCACAGCUUCAAAGAAAACGUGAAACACCAUGGCUUGCUGUCCACCUUGCAGCUGCUGUAUACUGUGGGGUAUUCGCUCUCCAUUGUCUCCCUCCUCCUGGCUCUCACUGUCCUCCUGUGUCUUCGAAAACUCCACUGCACACGCUACUACAUCCACAUGAACUUGUUUGCCUCUUUUAUCCUGCGAGGCGUGGCCGUGCUAGUAAAGGACGUCAUCAUCUACCACUCUUACUCCAAGAAGCCCGACAGUGAGAAGCAGUGGAUGUCCUAUGUGUCAGAGAUCUCCACCUCCUGCCGCUCUGCCCAGGUCCUCCUGCACUACUUCGUGGGGGCCAAUUACUCCUGGUUUCUGGUGGAAGGCUUUUACCUCCACACGCUGCUGGAGCCUACAGUGCUUUCUGGAAGGCGGCUGUGGCCCAGAUACCUGCUGGUGGGUUGGGCCUUCCCACUGCUGUUUGUUGUGCCCUGGAGUGUCGCCCGUGCAAAGCUGGAGGACACAGGGUGCUGGGGAACGAACAAUAAUAAGCCAAUCUGGUGGAUCAUCCGAGGACCCAUGCUCCUCUGUGUAGCAGUCAAUUUCUUCUUCUUCCUGAAAAUUCUCAAGCUUCUCAUCUCUAAGCUCAAAGCCCAUCAAAUGUGCUUCAGAGACUAUAAAUACAGGUUGGCAAAAUCAACGCUGGUUCUUAUUCCUUUAUUGGGUGUUCAUGAGAUUAUCUUCUCUUUUGUCCCUGAUGAUCAAGUUCAAGGAUUUUCAAGACUUAUACGACUCUUCAUUCAGUUGACUCUGAGCUCCUUCCAUGGGCUGCUUGUGGCCUUGCAGUAUUGCUUUGUCAAUGGAGAGGUGAAGGCCGAGCUUCGGAAGCACUGGGUCCGCUUCCUGCUAGCCCACCACUCAGGCUGCAGAGCCUGGGUCCUGGAGAAGAAUUUCCGGUUCCUGGGGAAUUUUCCCAAGAAGUUCUCCAAGAGAGACAGUGCCAGGGCCCUGCAGAGGUCUCAGUCCUUGCCUGGUGGUGGGCAGCUACUGCAGCUGACUACGCAGGGCCCGGGGGAGCCGGGCACCAGGUCCCAGCGAGGCCAUGCAGCCUGGUCCUAUGGCAGCAGCCUGUCCGAGAGCAGUGAGGGAGACUUCUCUCUGGCCCACACCAUGGAGGAGAUUCUCGAAGAGAGUGAGACCUAGGCAGGCAGCUGAACUCUGGCUCUGCCCAUUGGGGACUCCUGAGAUGGGUGGCAGAGGAGGCCAAGCCAGACGGGUAUUAUGGGAAAUGCUCAUUAUACUCCUCCUGCACUCAGUCCACUUUGCUCUGCUUGAGGUUGCAUAAACACUCACCGCUUCUGCCUGCCUUUGUCAUCCUAAUAACUCCACUGGUGUUUUCUGGAAUAACAACCAGCCUCUGGGGCUGGCCCUAAAUUCAAGUGAAUGGAGCCCCAAGAUACAGAGAGAUGUCUGCUAUGAAAUAGGGCAGCCAGCAUCUCUUCCUUUAGUUUACCCCUGGUGGCACAAGGUUUCCAUGUGGGGCUGGGUGCAGGGUGUAGAAAGACCACCUGGGAAGGGUUUUACCUGCAUAGUCCUGUUCCUGGCAGGGUCUGGGAGAGUGUGUCUGGAAGGAUGGCCAGGGCUGGCAGUGGGUAAUGAGCUUCCCAGGUAGUUCUGACGCAAGCCCAAGUGUGCAGAGCUAGAACCUCGCCUAGACAGCCAAUGGCAGGGCAAGCCAGUGGUGUUCUGAAUUCUGCAGUCUGGUGUGACACGCCCACUAUCCUCAGACAGAGUGGCACCCCACUGCCCACAGAACCUGAUUCUUUUCCUUCUUCUCCCCUCCUCCUCUCCUGUCAAGUCUUUCCUUCCUCUCUCCCUCUCAGGUCUUCAGCAAAAGUUCUGUUUUAUUUGUAACAGCCCCCUCCUUCCUCCCAGGGUUGGUCCCAGUCCUGAGGGCCCCUCUGAGAGGCCCCCAUCAGUCCUUUCCUCUGCUUGUUGGCUCUGCCUGCCUUUUCUCAGCUUGGCUUCCUCGAGCCUCGCUUGCCCUCCCAUUCUCUGCCAUUUUUGGUUUGCCACUGACACAUUGGUGCUCCAGCAGUUUGCCACUGCUCUCCCUGCCCCUAGUGCCCACUGACAGGAAUUGCACGUCGCAUGUGGACAUAGAUGCUGAAAGCUGGAGGGCCAGGUGAAGCGAUAGGGCUGCAGUGGAUGACAUGCUGGUGGGGCAGUGGGGCACUGAGAGGGCAAGGCCUGUGUGACCUGUUCUGCCCACACAGAAUCUGAGUUGUGCCCCAGACCCUGAGGAGAGGGUGCUUCUGGAGGCUGAGGAGGCCCCAGGCAAAUAGGGUCUGGCUCAAUGGCUGAAACUCUAAGGCAAGAAGUGGAAAGAAGAUGGGAGGAGAAGCAUCCUAUGGAAACAGGGUGUUGAUGCCUAGGAAUGUUGCCUGUCUAGUGUGUAAAAUGUACGUGUAUGUGGGUGGAGUGUGAUGUCAUGGGACUAAAUAAUAGUGCCUUAUGUUAGAAGGGGGCUAUAUGUCACUUCUCAAGUGGGGUUGCCAGAUUUAGCAAAUAAAAACACAUCAUGCUCCAUUAAAUUUGAAUUCCAGAUAAACAAAUAACCUUGUAAAAGUAUAUCCCUUGGGAUAUACUUUAUCUAAAAUUCAAUUUUAAUUGUGCAUCUUGUAUUUUACCUGGCAACUCUGUUUUCAAGGGUACUUUGCUGUAGGGCUGGGACUAGAGACAAGAGAGGGUAUAUGAUUUGAGAGUACUUAAAAAAAAAUCUCUGAUUGUCAAGGUCAGUAAUAUCUUAAUGUGAUAUUUAAAAAAAAUCAAAUCUGCAAACUACAGCCUAUGGGCCAUCAUACAAAUGAUGUUUCAUUGAAACUAGGGCUGGGAUGAGGGUGAGGGGAGCCAGACCAGCUCAUGCAAGUGCAAUUUUGCUCAUUCUGAACUUUUUAGCAUUAAUUUUUAUUUUUAAAUGAUUGCAUUCAAAGAUGAUUAAUGUUGAUUGCUGAGUUGUUUGUCCCCUCCCCAUUGAAUUUUGCUUCUGAGGUCACUGCCCAUCUGGCCCUCACCCUAGUCCUGCCUCUGUCUUGCAAAAGGAGAAACUAAAGCAGCUUCGAAGGCAUUAGGCAAGUGCAGAACAAAGGUCUGUUUUUUUGGUGUACAGGUUAUCCAUGAUUCAAUCACCAAAUCAUAUGUCCUAGUUUUUCUUCUCUGCAAAUGUCCCUGCCUUUUCUCAUGAGCCUAUUAGCUCCAGGAAAUCUGGGGCCAUGUCAUAUUCCCAGCCUGUACCCAGCACAGCUGGUUCUGAGUAGGUGCCCAGUACACGUGCAUCAGAUGACAUGGAUGGAAAUGUCUCAGGAACAUCAGAUGCUGCUGGGGGUCAGUUAUCUGGAACCCUCUCAUUAAUAGGAGACGGAAGGUUUUUUUUCAUAGCUUUGUAAAUAUGUCCUUCCCCCCUUACCCCACAAGCGGGGCGGCAUACACACACUGCUUGCUCUUGUCCUGUUAAUGAUUAAAAUAACAAGUUUAUUUAAUUUGAUUUGUAUUUUGUUGAUUGUUUUGCAUUUGUUUCUCACUGGAGCUGAAGGGCUCCCAUGCCCAAGAGAAUUCAGUGUUCUGUUCCUGGCACUAAGGGGCCUGUUGGUGAAUUUGUGGGGAUGCUAAGAAAUACCUGAGGGGCACUGCACCAGAGGUUGGGGUCCUGUGAGAGCAGGUGGCAAUAGGGGACAGGGCACUUUGGUUUUUCUUCUCGAUGAAGACACAUUUCUGCCAUUGAGUUUACAGGUAUAUGAGGAAGCAGAACUUCAGAGGUGAAGUGACUUCCCAAAGUCUCCAUAGUGGACACAUUUUUACAACUCAUCCCUCUUAUACUAAUAGCACCCACAUCUUCCCCAUUGGAGACUACUUAUCUUCCACUCUUGGUUCCUGAAGUUGAAUUGUCUCAACCCCAUCUUCAGCCCCAACAAUGGACAUGAAACUCUGCUGGCCAGUUCGAGCAUGGCCUCCUCCUGGGCCCAGAUUUUGGAGCAGGGAUGGGCAUAUACCCAGUCAGAGACAGUUCUGGGAUUUUGGCUAAGACUCACUGUACAUAGAAAGGCAUUUUUUUUCUGCUGAAAUUAGAACCAGCACAGGGUAAAGCCUGCCUGAGAAUGGAGCCACCAUGGUAGAAAGCAGAGCCAGGAGGUGGAGAAAGAGCUCCAAGACAUUGUUGGAGGCCCUGGACUGAGCAAGACCUAAAGCUAGUGCUCCUCCUGGAAUUUCAGUUAAUGAAUCAGUAAAUUGCUACCUGUGCCAAAACAGUCCAUGUUGGGUCUUCUGUCCCUUGCAUGAUGUAAUUCAUCAUCACCUCUACCUCCUCUUCAGGCCAGUUAGACUUGAUACUGAUUCUGGGUUCUCUAAGCAUCUUCUCUGCAGAGGCCCCAGGGCUGUACCGGACCCCAGCUCAAGCAGCCUUGCCACCCAAGCUAAUGAAUGUGCUAAUUAGGUCACCACUCUUGGGUUCUUCACUGGCCAGUAGGAGAUCCGGUGACCCUGUUUUACCUCUCAUUGAACAACAGACCAACAAGGCUACUAUGCAGUGUCUGUCAUUUUAGACUCAAGUGACAUGGAUGCCCUGACCUCACAGAGGAGUGAAAAGCCU